Paramacrobiotus metropolitanus is the source of this 4133-nucleotide messenger RNA. RefSeq lists its product as uncharacterized. The record is from RefSeq and is a predicted model, not a curated record. NCBI's taxonomy places the organism in Eukaryota, Metazoa, Tardigrada, Eutardigrada, Parachela, Macrobiotidae.
GGGCGCCGCCAAAUCCCACUCCUGAGAAAAUAUACUCCAUAAACACGCCGAAAAUUGAUCCCGUCUUCCCGUUGAUGUACUCGUAUAUUUUGGGUGCCAAGCACGCUUAAUGCUCGUGAAUCACAGGAUAUCCGAUCCUGAUUGACUCCGGUGCGCUAUGCAGGCUGCAGGCCCGUUAAUUGUUUGCCAGUCAUCGAUUCUCUGUACGAGUACAGUAUGCCUCUGUACGACGCAUUCGUUCGCGUUGUGACUCCACUCCGGCUGUGCACUCGAUCAGCCAAAGCGGUUAUUUCACUCUGGCAAAACGGAUCGGAUUGACCUGGAUUCUGUCGUUGUAAUUUUGCUGCUUUUAUUUUUCCCUCCUGACUCUGAUCCCAUUUUCCCCAGGAUAAACCGCUUUUACAGGAUUGGGUAUUCAUUCUUCUACCAGCCUUUGACGAAAUUGUCCGCCUCGUUGGUCCGGCUGCAUCAGUCUGCACCGGACGACUUAACCUGCAAAAGCAGCUUAAAAUGCUUGGAAAGCGAAUCUUCCGGCGUUUGCGGAUUGCCAGUUCCUUUUUGCACAGCGAGUUUGCUGUGCAUUUGUCGCCAGCGUAAUUAGCAAUGGAUAUUAUGGCUUGUCUGCGAUGCUACUUCAUGCAUUUAUGGCGGAGCAAACUGCUACAGAUGAUGGACAAAACACGUUUGCCACUACACUUGUCAGGGCUUUGAUUAUUCCACUAGCCAUUCCGGUUGACUGGCGUUUUAAGAAGCUACUGUACCUGUCGAUUAAAAGCACAGAUUUUGCCCCCCACACACUUUCUGCAUGCAUUGUCGGCAACGUUAUUGCAAGUUGAUUGCGGCGAGACGCAAAUGUCGGUCGAUAAUCACAAGCAGGACGGGAACUGGGACGACUACGCGACUGGAAUUCUGAAUUGUGUGUUUUUCUUUUGAUUUAUACGAAUUCGGGUUUUCCCGUAAUUUUUAAAGUUUUUAAUUUGUUUGGAACCGUCACAGAUUUUGGACAGUAACCUAAACUUCUGCAGACAAAAUUUGGAAUUUUACCUUUUCUUUUUAAAAUGCCAUCUAUUAAGAAAAACAUUCGCAAAUUAAUGCGCAAUCUGUCCAAUCCGGGAAUCGGAAAUCACUCGCAUCAGAACGGUUGCGCUUCGACGGAAGGCGAGAAAGCCUCCACAGGGGAGCAGCGUGUAUCCUCACGAGGGCGGGCACUGCGUCGGACGGUUUGCUCGGAUUCCGUGCACCACUAUGAGUCAUCGACGCUGUCCCCGUCGCGUACCGGAAGUGAUCGCGAGUGGACAGUGCAUUCGUCACCGCAUCUGCGCAGUCCCAGUGCGGAGGGUGUUCUCGAGGAGGAAGAUAACGGGAACUUUAUUCAGCGUUAUUUGAAUGGGGAAAUCGUGCGUCUGCAUCCAAAAGUGCAGUUCGACCGUACCGGCGAGACGCUUCCCGUGCAUGUCUUGGCCCCAUUGGAUCCGCAGGUGUGCGUGUGUGUAACUGGUCCCGAUGAGGGCAUCAGUCAGAUCCCGUACCUGGGAUCGCGGCGGAUCUAUGACAAGUCCUCCACGGAGGAUUUCUACGCUGCCUUUCCGCCGGAUACAGAGGAGAAGCUUCGCCAUAUGCCAGCGAUGCUGCGUGCCGCCUACUUCGCCAAAAGCGGCCAGCAGUGUUACUUGCCGCGACAAGCCUUUCAGAAUCUUAUAGUCGGUGGACAUCGCCCGCCAAAGUCAGCUGGUAAAGAUACAAGUGUGAUGAUUAAAGGCGGCAGCGACCAAAUCAACGGCGAAGCGAUUAAGGUUGAAACAAUACAGCCUCCAUCCCAACCGCAUCCGGUCAUCCCGAACGGCCUACUGGCACCCAACCACAGCUCCGUCUUAGCCAAGACCAUUAGCGUCGUCUCCAUGACCCACAUCGGUACAGCACCGCGCGCCCGAAUCGAUGAACUGUUGGAAGAGGAGAUCCUCCUGCCUGUCACACCGACCGCCCAACCUCCCUCCGCCGUCAAUCCCAGCCCGAUGGUUAAUGGAGCGGAAGCGGCGAUGGAGCCCGAUGACCCGCCAACGACUUCCGCUGCAAUGCCGUUGCUCAACGUCAUCAUCGAGGAGAACGACGCCAUGACGGAGGCGGCCGUGGUCGGUGGAGUGGGGAGUGAUGCGGAGAGUGUCAGUGGGGCGUUGGAGGAGAUGAAGGUGGAACUGUUUGCCGAGGUGGUAACGCGGGUGGAGAGUGCAGAGGAGAGCGAAACUGGCGGGGAAAAAGUGGAGCCCGUGGAGGAGAAAGCGGCUAAGGAGAACACGCCAGUGGCAGUGCCGAAAGCACCUGGACAUCGGCGGUCGUACACCACACGAGAGAGUGGUAAAUUGAAAGACCGUAAGCGUUUUCGUUCUCUACAUCAUCAGCGUUUUCGUUCUCUACAUCAUCAGCUGUUGGAGGAUUUCCCUUUUUGUUUGGAAAGUCGCCUGCCUUGGCGGGGAUUGGAGCCCAACGAGAAUGACCCGGGUCUCUUUACGGAUCUGAGCCAGUACGGCUCGGGAACUGACCGGGCGUAUGGCGUGUCCACCACGUUAUACGAAAGACAUCCCUUGACAGGAGAAACAGCAGGCAAUCCCGUGGCCGAUGUUUUCGCGGUGUGCGCCCGCGACAAUAACGCCAUCUUGGCCAUCGCCGAUGGUGUCAAUUGGGGCGAUAAAGCCAAAGUGGCAGCGCAGUGUGCCGUGCGCGGUGCUGUGGACUUUCUGGAAGCCGUUCUUUUUCAUGAUGGACGAUUGUUCCGCAGCACUAAGGAGUUAUUCUCGGUUUUGUUGGAUGCUAUGCACGCGGCGCAUAAUUUGGUGCUGCAGGAACAUGGAGCUCUGGCUACUUUAUGUAUCGCUGCUGUAUGCCCACUGCAGGAUGCCCGACGAUAUGUUGUAUGUGUUUGCAAUGUGGGAGAUAGCUUUGCCUAUGUGUACAGCCGGAAGCAUGGUGUGCGAGAGAUUACCAAAGGCUCUCACAAUGUGAAUUCUAAUCGUGAUAUGCGGGAUGCUCUGGGUGCGCUGGGCCCCGUGGAUGGAUGCACUCCGGAGUUGUCGAACAUCACAUGCUCGAUGACGGUUGUGGAGGCGGAUGAUAUUGUCUUCCUGACGACUGAUGGCAUUUCCGAUAAUUUUGACCCGGUGAUCGGGAAGUUCUGUGUGAUUGAAAACGACGAGUCGGUGCUGAAACAGUUGAGCGAUAGGGCUACGCAGAACGGUGAUUCUUCCAUCGGCAGCAAAAAGCAAAAAGGCCGCUUCGAUGAAGAGGACGUACGGAUUCCAUUGUCAUUACCGACGGUGUCCGCCCAUCAACGCCACGAGCUGACUCUUUUGCGCAUGGAAGAUCUGAUUCGGCAUGGAAUUACGCUAGGCGAUAAGCCUUGCACCAAUGCCAGACAACUGUGCCAGUGCUUUAUUACGUUCGUUUAUCAGCUGACGGCGGCUAAGCGGCAUAUUUUGGAGGAUCCAGAUCUGUACCCCGAACCAAAAUCUGACAAACCAUCAAGCAGUCGCGCCCAGCAACGUCAUCACCGACGGAAAGCCUGUGAACGUCUGGCACUGAUGCCGGGCAAACUGGACCACGCCACCCUGGUGGCUUACCAAGUGGGCGAAUGGUGCGAUCAGGAGAACGGCCGUCUACCGCUCAGCUAUAGUCAGGUCCUUUUGAAUCUGCACACACCCGGCGAUCAUCAUCCGGUGGAGAUGGACGGCGUCAGUGAAGCGCCGCCAGUAAUGUUACGCGAACAGCGCUCACUGCUGGAAAGGUAUUCAGUGAUUGGUAGCCCGGAUAAGCACCGGCGCAGUCUGCCUUUCCGGUCCAUCGAUAGUCCGGAUGCAGAGCGGAGGAGUGUUAUGAUCAGUAAUGCCGAGGCGGUGGAGUAUGAGAUUAUCAAUUUGUGAGAGCGGGAGGGCGAUUAAUUGGGGAUGGCCAAUGCAGCUUGUUGGAAGGAUCUCUCGUGGUGUACUUUAUCUUUUGAUUUGCAGUCCGGUGAUUUUGUCUAGGUUUAAUUUUUAAAAUUGUUCCGUUUGUGAUCGGCAUCCAGCGGUGGGAUGAAUAUGUCCGUUUACUGUCCGUAGAUGCAAAGUCGGACAAAAUAAUAAACGAUGGUCAUUGGAUAAGGA